Messenger RNA from Dibothriocephalus latus, 981 nucleotides. NCBI's taxonomy places the organism in Eukaryota, Metazoa, Platyhelminthes, Cestoda, Diphyllobothriidea, Diphyllobothriidae. The record is from the annotation of a GenBank genome assembly.
AUGGCAUGCAGACCCUGCACACCGAGGGUGCGUCUUCUAUUGGGUCAGGGCAAGGCGCUCUUUCAGACGGAGGAGAAGAGUUCCGGCAAUGCGGCAGCAGACUGUCCGCAUAUUGUCGGCGCCGAGGCAGUGGACGUAGCAGCGUCAACCGAAGCGGUCUGUCCAAGCUUUGUGCAUCUCCACUUUCCACUGCUUCCACACUCGGCUGCCCUGCCUGUGGGUUUCAACGCCUCCGGCAUCCAACAUCUCACAAUCUCAACCUGCUUUCUGUCGGACUACGAUGUCUCCCGCAUGGAGGAAGACCUAGAGGAACUCUGUGCCAGAAGUAUUCUCCCUUUUCUCUCCUCCUGCUUCUCCGGUGACAGCGAUGGCGGAGUAGCACUCUGUGCUUUGGAUAUUUCCGCUGAGUUGGCGCUGGGUCUGUGUUCUGCCCUCGAGAAGUGUCCCGUGGAUACGCGCUUGGCUACCGUCAAGGAGCUGAGCAUUGGAAAUCAGACAGGACUGGGUAUACCCAACUACCGUCUGCCAGCAUCUCUGCCACCUGUGCGCAGUCUGGUGCGGUUGCUUCGCUUAUUCCCAGCCCUUAGGUGUCUGCGUCUACAAUGCAAGCGGUUUAUUCGGUGCGCCAGCAUGAAUGAAAUAAUGCGUAGCUAUGCCGGCGCCCACCUCCAACGUCUUUUCGUGUGUACGCGCUUUGGCGGCCGAUUUUUGCCGGCUCUGCCGCCCAAUCAAAUCAGCGCCCCCCUUCUAGACGUAUUAGAUGGUGGGGAAAAGGAAGACGAAGGGAUGCAGGCAAACAAAAGGGCGAGGAGAGAGGUGGCUGAGUCUCCGGUUCUCCCUACUGGCGUCCGGAUGCGGUACCUAGCGAUCGGACUUAGCAAGAAACAACUUCCCGACAAGGCCUGUCUUGAUCAGUUCUUUCAAUCGAUCCCCUGUCUGGAGUGGUUUGUGGUGAUUGUUCACGAUGACGACAAAACUCUU